CGCCUCUCCAGCUCUCCACACCCCGCGCGCCUGCAGAAACGCUGGGGCUCUGAGCUGUCACCACUACCAGCCCCCAGGCCUCGGACACCAUGCAGGCCAUCAAGUGUGUGGUGGUGGGAGAUGGAGCCGUGGGCAAGACCUGCCUGCUCAUCAGCUACACCACCAACGCCUUCCCUGGAGAGUACAUCCCCACCGUGUUUGACAACUAUUCAGCCAAUGUGAUGGUGGACAGCAAGCCUGUGAACCUGGGGCUGUGGGACACGGCUGGGCAGGAGGACUAUGACCGGCUUCGGCCACUCUCCUACCCGCAGACGGACGUCUUCCUCAUCUGCUUCUCCCUUGUCAGCCCAGCCUCCUAUGAGAACGUCCGGGCCAAGUGGUUCCCCGAGGUGCGACAUCACUGUCCGAGCACACCGAUCAUCCUGGUAGGCACCAAGUUGGACCUGAGGGACGACAAGGACACCAUCGAGAAGCUGAAGGAGAAGAAGCUGGCACCCAUCACCUACCCGCAGGGCCUGGCACUGGCCAAGGAGAUUGACUCAGUGAAAUACCUGGAGUGCUCGGCCCUCACCCAGCGAGGCCUGAAAACUGUCUUUGAUGAGGCGAUCCGAGCCGUCCUGUGCCCGCAGCCCACACGGCCACAGAAGCGCCCCUGCAGCAUCCUCUAGGGGAUGCACCCAGCCUUCCCAGCCAGAUGGUUCUGAUUCUCCAAGGGCCCCACCCAACGCCCAGUGGCCCCCUGGCUGGCCAUGCUGUUCCCUUCCUGUGGCGUUUCUUAGCAAGAUGGCUGCAGAGCUUGGUUGACCGUCUUCUCUGUGCUGAAGUCCCCCUGAGGGCCCAAAGAGUGUAAAUUCGUAGGUGCUGCGCCCCCAUCCCCUCAUGCUCCAGCCUUCUCAAGGGCCAAAAGGAGGUCCCAGCACCCAGUAAGCCACCCCUGUGUUGCUGUGUUCAGAUGCCACACAUGGCUUCAUCUACCCCGUUACUCUUCCCUUCACCCCCAGUGCCUGAAUCCCCUCUGCGAACUUCAGGCCAGAUGGUUGCUGGCCACCACUUAUAUACCUUCAGAGAUGGAUCUCUCCUUCCCUUCUGGGGCAGUGGUAUACUCCAGUACUGAUGGUCUUGCUUAUUGAGACUUCUUCUGAGGAGUUAAAUUAAGUGUCUCAGAAGGUUUGUUCCUCUGGUCUUAGUCCUCCUUUGGGGACAACAUACAUUCAGAUUUUCUAAAUCUCUGUGAGUACCUGCCCAGUCAGCCAAAAAAGAGGGUCCUGCUGACUCCUGCCAUCUCUCAAGUCUUUCUGCUCCACUCACAGGACCCUGAGCUGCAUUUAUCUGUGAGAGUCUUAAAACUUUCAGACCUUGCCAGUCAGGACUUUUGCCAUUGCAAAUAGAAACCCUGCUUAAGCAGAAA
Messenger RNA from Budorcas taxicolor (takin), 1408 nucleotides. It is a transcript of the gene RAC2, whose product is annotated as Rac family small GTPase 2. The record is from RefSeq and is a predicted model, not a curated record. Lineage: Eukaryota; Metazoa; Chordata; Mammalia; Artiodactyla; Bovidae. Bases 90 to 668 code for a protein of 192 amino acids. The transcript has 7 exons. Gene Ontology annotation, molecular function: GTPase activity; GTP binding. Gene Ontology annotation, biological process: small GTPase-mediated signal transduction.